CUUCAAUCUAUUUUUUGACGGUUAGAAAUGAGACGAGCAAGCUCGGGCCUACCGAUGACACGCGCGCCGACGCCAACGAGUCGCGUGCUGCCGUCGCCUCUAGACAAGCGAAGCGAUGCGGACGAGAAGCCGCAGUCCACGCUGCCGUAUCUCAAACCGCCCCACCCCGAGCGCCGUCCGUAGAUGCCGCCAUGCUCUCCGUCUUCAAGUCGGACUGCGUCCUUCUCCAAUCCAAAAUGGUGGGUGGUGAUCGCGAUGAGCGAGCUCCAGCAACGAUUGAAGCCGAGUUCAAACUCGUUCUUCAACAGGCAACCGACAUUGGUGGGCUCCUCGCAAGGGAAAAUACGCAACGGUUGACGAAGCACUGCGCAUCUCGACACUCAAGCUUGGGCUGCGCGAACUCCUCGACCGCAAGAUGCAGACCCUCGAAAAACAAGUGCUCCAGCAAACCGAGUUGGGCCCAGCCUCCGAGAUACCAGCGUCGUUGUCUCGACUUCCGUCCUUCCUCGCUCUUAUUGACAGAACAUUGCAGCUGCACCGAUCCAACUCAUCGUCCACCAAGGGCGCUCGCCUUUUCGCCCCGGAAUGCAAAUCCGCGCCCGUCGAUAACCAGAGACCGGCGGAUGCAGCCAAAGUCGAGGCAGACAUCCAGGCAUUGACAAGGCAAAUCGAUACGCUGCAAAGUCAGAACAAGCUGCGCAGGCCAAUUACGCCCGCCAAGAGGCAGCGUGGCGCCAUGAGCGCGGGCUCCUGGAGCUGCGCUGCCAGCAACAAAAGACAUGCUCGUGCAGCUCACAGAGGCCGUCGACUUGCACAGCAGUCAAUCCAAUCUGCUGCGACGCGAGUGCCAGAGCCGAGCCGAGACCCUUGACGAGCUCUCACGCCAA
Saprolegnia parasitica CBS 223.65 is the source of this 887-nucleotide messenger RNA. RefSeq lists its product as hypothetical. Bases 192 to 659 code for a protein of 155 amino acids. Lineage: Eukaryota; Oomycota; Saprolegniomycetes; Saprolegniales; Saprolegniaceae. The record is from RefSeq and is a predicted model, not a curated record. The transcript has 7 exons.